Fusarium odoratissimum NRRL 54006 is the source of this 3794-nucleotide messenger RNA. Its product is annotated as DNA replication complex GINS protein PSF2. The coding region runs from base 35 to 793 and encodes 252 amino acids. The transcript has 3 exons. Lineage: Eukaryota; Fungi; Ascomycota; Sordariomycetes; Hypocreales; Nectriaceae. Gene Ontology annotation, biological process: double-strand break repair via break-induced replication; DNA replication. The record is from RefSeq and is a predicted model, not a curated record. Gene Ontology annotation, cellular component: nucleus; GINS complex.
CUCGAGAUACCAAACUUCCAUUGGACCACACAAAAUGGCCUUACCACUUCCUUCAGGGCUCACUCCCUCAGAAGUCGCAUUUCUAUGCGAAAUGGAACUCGUUACUGUCGUUCCUCGCCAACGCCUUGAGAGCAUUGAUCUUCUAUCGGGAACGACGCCGACUCUCCGGCCGCCGCACAGAAGCAACUUACCUUUAUGGCUUGCGAUACUGUUGAAGAAGCAACGGCGCGCGAAUAUUGUUCCUCCUCCUUGGCUCCAUCCCGAUUCGUUACGCGAUAUUGUUCACCACGAGACAAAGAUCGAUCCUAAAGGAUGGGCGCCACCUCCUCCUCCACCGGUGCGGGCAGAUAGUCAAGGAAACGCCAGGAGACUAGAUCCCUUUGUCGACGACGAGACAGUACUGUCGCCGCCGUUUCUUCCAUCCUGUACAUCAGAUGCGCCUUCAGGUGCCCUGCCAUAUCACUGGUUCGAAGUCGCAGAAAUGCUCCUCGCCCAUGCCUCAGACGAUGUUGCCUCCUCUUCAGAAGUUCGUUCGCUACUUCGAGAUCUACAAGAAGUCAGGGCUGCAAAGAUGCGGUCCAGUACCGCCCAACUCGAGGGUGGAGUCGAUGGUGUCAUGAGUCUACGAGGAGUUGGAGCUAUGGAGCUUGCAGAGAGCAGAGGAUUCGUCGUCGGUGUAGUGGAAGGUGUAAGGAAACUCGGCGCAAGUACAGAAGCAACACGGAGAGACGAGGAGGAACAAGGUGGUGGUGAUGAGUCGGAUGAGGCGAGCGACGAGGAUAUGGGACUAUGACCCUCCAUCUAGGCUAUGAGCGAAGAAUUACGAAUUCACGAAAAGGGGUGAAGUAUACAUGGCGCAACUAAAGGAGAACGACUUCUCAUUAUUUUAAACUCCAUGAAAUGCCAAACAUCGCUAUCAACUCAUACCUGCACUGUCGCAUGAGCAAGGGCCAGCCUAUACUUAGCAAGUCGUGCAGGAUGAAUUCGAACCCUCCCGCCAGCGGGAGGCUGAAGAUGAGGUGCCAGCACCUCCCAACUUGCGCCCUGCAACAAGGCUCCCAUAAAGUCCUCGCGCAUAUCCAGUCCCGUCUCUCGCAGAUAUUUCUCAGGGUCUGCAGCUGCUUCUUGCAGAAGAUCCUCAGCCUUGAAGAACCGAGCCCAGUCCUUGUGCCAUUCACUAUGACACUGGUGGCAUCCUCUCCCCGGGUUGUGAAAACAGGGAUGAACUUCGUAGCAUUCAUAUCCUACAGAAUGAAACUGCUCGUACCAGUCAUAAUGGCGACGAGCUCUCAGUCCGGAGCCGUGCAUACCUGGGAUUUCACUGGAACUGUUAGUUCGCGUCCUGAGAAUGAAUGGAUGUCUGGACUCACGGAUCGAAAGAUGGCCAGACCAGCGGGCUGAUUUCACCUGAGGAUGGGUCGUCCACAGGAGUGGCCAUCUUCGCGUAUGCGACUGGCUCGUUGCUCACAGGACUAGGCUCAUCGGAAACAGGGGCAUCAGAGGUCAGGGUCACAGGUUGUUGAGGCUCGGAGGCCUGAGUUUCUACAGCGGAAGAGCGUGUGGUCAUGAUUGUGGUUGUCGAAGUUUCAACAACCAUGCGCGGUGACGAAGAGCGUCCCCUUUUUAUUCCUGCUGCGGAAGCAUCCUCAUCGUCGUCACAAGAUCGCUUGCGCUUUCCCACGACACCUCCUGAGUAGGCGGGAGGAGUGUCCAAUCGUCCGAUAGACUGAACAGAGGCUGGGAAUGAGCUUCUCAGUGGUCCGAUAAACUGAGCGCAGUCUGGGCUGUCGUCCUCCCCGCGACCGAUUUGAGCAUCAUAUCCGCUAUAGUCGAUGAACGGAACCUUUAUAUCUGCAGGACGCCUUGGUCGUCCAGAACGGCCAUCGAGCCUGGGCGAGGAAAAUCCAGCGAACCACGUAGAACGGUUCCUGGCCCCGGAUAUGUUACUCACCAUUGCCCAGGCGCCUGUAUUAUCGCGUACAAUGGUGGAACAGUCAGCGGCCGGACCGUUGAGAGGCGCAGUUUGGGGGGCGGCUUGCCCUGAAUUGUGCUCAUCGUCAGCCUCGUACCCGCUUGGAUACUCCUGGUCGGAAGAAGAACCAGCAGCAAUCAGAACACCCGGGGACCCAGGAGGAUCAAAGGGGCCAGAAGAGCCAGAAGGCCUAGAGCAUGGCCCUCCUGACGCAUCAUCAUCAUCGCUCCCAUCGUCUCCCUCCGAAUCUGAUGAACUUUCAGAGCCGGUAAAUUCUGUGUCAUCGGAGGUUUCCUCAGAGGCUUCAUAACCACUGCUAGCUCCGCUCCCACUUGACUCAUCCUCAGAUCCAUCACUUGGGGGAUCACCAGAACAACCGUCGCCAUCGCUCUCAUACUCGUCGCUACUCGGCUGUUCAUGGCCCAUAGCGAUAAGUACGUCUAUCUUUAUCGUAUCAGGACUUGGGCGGUUUGGAGGUGGAGAAGUUCGAGUAGGUGAAUUCGGCGAAGAGAUUUCUGAAUCUGAGUUUGAGCCUGGGCCAGUGCUCGAGGAUGGAAUGACAUUGGAUGGCCCAGCUGCUAAAGGUAUUGGGGAUCCAGACGCUUGAGCUUCCGCUGAAGGCGAAGAAGAUGGCGAUGAAGGCCCUGAACGCGAGCUUGAGCUGGAGUGUGGAUCCUGAUCAGAAGGACCGGCUACCGGGGGAGAAGGGGAUGAAGACGGUGGGGAUGAAAGCUCCGAGCUGGAGCUAGGGCUUGCGCUGAGAUGGCGGUCCUGACUAGAAGGGCCCGCUGCAGAUGGCGAAGAUGUUUGUUCAGAGCUCGAGCUUGCAGACUGAUUUUGGUCUGGAGGAUUAGCUUCUGAAGAAGCUGCACGGCGAUGGGCUUUGAUCUUGAUUAUCCUCCUUCCUGGAGCUGCAUACUCACUCUGGUCCGAAGGGGAUGAACGCCCUGAGCCUGAACUAGAACUUGAACUUGGGGAUAUGCUUGGGCUUGGGGAGGGAGUGAGUUUGGCCAUUCCAGCUGCAGGAGGCGCAGCAGAAGAAGAUGAGCUCGAUGAUGCUGCUGCUGUGUUCGAACCUGAGGACUGACCCUGGUUUGAAGGACCAGCAGCCGAAGCGCGUGCAGCGUGAUUUAAUUUGAGCGUGAUUCUUUUUUUUUCUCUGCUAGCCAUAUUAGCAGUGCCGCCGAGCCUCUGAACAACAUCCUUGAAUGGCAAGGGCUCAGGGUCUGCAACGAGGGCACGUCUUUGGCAAUCUCUAUCAGAUUCAAGGCUCGCCAUCAGAGGAGGAGCAUUGUUAAGCCGGGAGCGUGCUCGUGUUAGUCGCAUAGCCGUUGGUUCAGGAGCGGGCCUGGGAUUUCGGGGUCUAGGAGCAGCCUUGGCUCUGCCCUUCCUCUUGGGGUCGUGGUUCGCGUUGGAUUUCUUGUUCGGCAUUAUGAUUAUAGUUGUGAAUAGUUUCGAUAAUGGAUGGGAUGUUCAACAAAGCUCUGCCUUGCUAGAAAUGUAAUCUGUUGUGAUACUAAAUGGUUGGACAUGUUUGGAACUGAGAAGACACAGCGUCUGUUAUAUGUUUUCCUCAUCAUGGUGACUAUGAAUGCAAUGGUAUGUUGUUGUGAACGAUGAUCUAUUGCUUUAUGAAGGUCUUGUCCUAAUAGACAAAGACUAUUUAUUGUAUGAACACUACAGACAUCAAAGACAAAGCAGAUGCUUUGUUUAAAGAUACUAUGGUUGUUUGAAGAUAUUUCAUGUUCUCUGAUGAACAAAUAUUUGCCCAACAAAGACGUUGGGUCUCUUUAUCUCCGAAACUAACAAAGAGACUCCAAGC